This is a messenger RNA of Terrapene triunguis (Three-toed box turtle), 966 nucleotides long. RefSeq names its product ecotropic viral integration site 2A (gene EVI2A). Lineage: Eukaryota; Metazoa; Chordata; Testudines; Emydidae. The transcript is spliced from 2 exons. Bases 94 to 870 code for a protein of 258 amino acids. The record is from RefSeq and is a predicted model, not a curated record. Gene Ontology annotation, cellular component: membrane.
GAAAAAUAUCAAGAAACUGCGUGAUUAAGUAACAGAAUAAUCUGAAAUUCAACUCUGAUUUUGACCAUACGUCUGGCAAGGUAACUACCCGAUAUGAACAUGAAAUUGACAAGGCGCUGUAACCCACAUUUUGCUUUCAUUGUUGCGACCAUCUUUUCAUUGUGCUUGCAAAUCAGAGCGAACUACACUGACCAUCCCUGGGUUACAAAUGAGAGCUAUUUGAGUACCAUUACCCAAAACAUAAGUGAAAACCAGAGUACCACUGAAGCCAGUACAAAUCUUAUUACGCAAGACGCAGAUCACAAUGACAUUUCAACGACUACUUUUGAAAUGCAGACAGCCGCCUUUCAAUCAUCAACAUUUGGUCAGGAACCUUCAACAUCUUCCCCUGGCUUUAACCUUACUUCUGCAGUUCAAGACCCUUUGACCACCACCAGGACCCACAUUACAACAAAAACUGAAAAUUGUGAAGGAAAGAAAUCUCUGUUACUAAUUUGUUUCAUUGUAAUAGCAGUGCUUGUUGUUCUUUGCACAUUUCUAUUUCUGUCAACUGUGGUAAUGGCAAAUAAGAUAUCAUAUCUCAAAAGAUCUAAACAAGGCAAGCGCAUGCCCAGGAGUAAUGGGGAUUUUCUGGUUACUAGCAGUUUAUGGCCAACUGGAUCAGAUACAUGGCAGAAGAAGUCUAAAGAGCUAACAGGGACUGACUUGAUGAUGCAAGACCUGAUAUCAGAGACAGCUAUCACAGUUCCAAAGAAAAAUGCAGUUGAAACAACUGAGAAACUCACUAGUGGAAGAGCUAAUCAUCAGAAAAAAGAAGAAGCAUCAAAACCAUGUGACAGCAUCAUAACCAAUUUUGUAGUUGAGAUUUAAGUAAAGCUCAGAUUCCUAACAGAGACAACAUUGCAGCCUUGAAGUAACAUUAUAGUGCCACAGGAGAACCAGGUUCCCAUCCUGGAUUUGGUUUUC